CCACAUCUUUUGUGCUUCAUUUUCUGACGUAUUUUAUAAACUUCACAGUCUCUUUCUGUCAGUGUGUAGAAUAUUUUCUGGGAACAAGAAUAGUUUUUUCUACGAAAUUAUUCCAAGAGCUGUUACCUCAUAUGAAUAUUAAGGGAAACCUCUUGAAUUACACAGAGCCCCUGAGCACGGCGAAAAAUAUCAGAAAAAUGGUUUCAGUCGGACAACAACGGUGCAGGGCCAUCUUAAAGGACAAUCUGCUGGUCAUUUUAAUGAUCAUUGCGGUGGUCAUCGGAACUGGCAUGGGACUAGGCCUCAGAAAUGAAAUCUCGACAAAAGACAAGAAGGCGAUAUUUUAUUUACAAUUUCCCGGAGAUCUGCUGCUAAACAUGUUGAAAAUGUUGAUUUUGCCUCUGAUCGUGUCCAGUUUGGUAAGCUCCAUGUCUGGCCUUAAAGCUCAGGCCACUGGACGAAUGGGACUCAGAACUGUGGUUUACUAUAUGCUCACUACAUUCGGUGCGGUCAUUCUUGGAAUCAUUCUUGUGUCGACUAUCCGACCUGGUCAUAAAAGGGACACUGACAUCGAGAGAAGUGGGACACCGAAAUCUGCCGAGGGAGUGUCGGCGUUGUUAGACCUAAUCAGGAAUUGCUUUCCGCCAAACUUGAUCCAAGCAUGUUUUCAAAAGCAAGAGACAGUAACUGAAUAUGAGAAAAUUAACGUCAAACAGUAUAUCCUAGGACUGAACGCCACAUAUAAUAGCACUACAGGCAGUGAUACCAACAACUCGACUCUUAUAAACGAGACAAUCUACACCCAAAAGACCAUUAAUGGUGAAGUUAUUUCUAUGAAGGUGCACUAUGCCGAAGGAAUGAACGUUCUUGGCCUCGUGGUGUUCUCGCUAUUUCUCGGUGGAGUUUUAACAAAUCUCGGUGAAAAAGGGAAACCUCUUGUAGAUGUAUUUGAUUGUCUACAUCUGGCAACUAUGAAACUGAUAACCCUUGUCAUAUGGUACUCACCGUUUGGAAUUGUUUUCCUUAUCGCUGCAAAACUUAUUGGAAUGGAGAAACCAAUAGAGAUGUUUACUCAGCUUGGCUACUACAUGUUGACUGUAUUGGUCGGACUGGCAAUCCAUGCAUUUAUAGUUCUGCCACUGAUUUACUUCUUGUUUACGAGGAAGAAUCCCUAUAAGUUUCUGUAUGGAAUGCUUCAGCCAAUGCUUACAGCCUGGGGCACAGCAUCAAGCUCUGCAACGUUACCCGUGACAAUGGAUUGCCUUCAGAAAAGAAACCACGUGGACCACCGUGUAACUAUGUUUGUCACUCCAAUUGGCGCCACCAUUAACAUGGACGGAACAGCACUGUACGAGGCUGUGGCCGCCAUCUUUAUUGCACAAUACCUAGGAGUGCCUUUAGAUAUAGGACGGAUAAUAAUUAUAAGUCUGACGGCCACAGCGGCAGCUAUUGGGGCUGCAGGAGUUCCGUCAGCGGGGCUCGUUACCAUGGCGAUAGUUUUGUCUGCGGUCGGACUUCCUGUGGAGGAAGUGAGACUAGUUCUUGCACUUGACUGGUUUUUAGAUCGUUUUCGGACUGCAGUGAAUGUACUGGGAGACUCCUUUGGUGCGGGCAUCGUCGAUCAUCUAUCUCGUCAAGACCUAGAGGAAAUGGACAAGAAAUGUUUGAAAGACGAAAGUCAGAAAGAAGAUCACGCUAAUGGUGUUGUUAAUAAUUUGCAAACCCAUGAUAAAAACACAAACACAAAAAUGUAGGCUCAUUCGCUGUAAGAAUGAAAUAUUAUCUGAAAGUUUUAGAAUAAAUUGUUUGACCUUGA
Molecule: messenger RNA, 1816 nt
Organism: Saccostrea cuccullata (small rock oyster)
Lineage: Eukaryota; Metazoa; Mollusca; Bivalvia; Ostreida; Ostreidae
Product: excitatory amino acid transporter 3-like
Exons: 9
Coding region: 132-1754 (540 amino acids)
Biological process (GO): L-glutamate transmembrane transport
Cellular component (GO): plasma membrane
Molecular function (GO): L-glutamate transmembrane transporter activity; neutral L-amino acid transmembrane transporter activity; glutamate:sodium symporter activity
Source: RefSeq, a predicted model, not a curated record